GGGAGGCAUCCGGACGCAAACAAAUAUUCACUGCUUAGAUGUGUGCUGUGCUGUGAGGUAGCCCUGGAAUGACAGGAGAAUUUGGCAGGCGAGCCGUGGACAACAUUCGUAACCAUGUGGCUUAAACCCGAAGAGAUAUUGCUGAAAAACGCCUUUAAAUUGUGGGUCACGGAGAAGGAUAAUGAAUAUUUCGUGCUCCAGAGAAGGCGAGGAUAUGGUGAAGGUGGAGGCGGCUUGACAGGUCUCCUUGUGGGAACGCUGGACACCGUGCUGGACUCCACAUCCAAAGUAGCUCCUUUUCGCAUUCUGCACCACACACCUGACUCACAAGUGUAUUGGUCCAUUGCAUGCGGCGUCACUAAGGAGGAGAUUGUCCAGCACUGGGAUUGGCUGCAGCAGAAUAUCAUGAAGACGCUGUCUGUUUUCGACUCCAGCGAGGACAUCACCAGCUUUGUACAGGGCAAGAUCAGAGGUCUGAUUGCUGAAGAAGGGAAGACGUCCCAUGUGCUGGAGGAUGAUCCAGAGAAGUUCAGAGAGGCAUACUUGAGAUUUGAGAAUUGGUUUGCCUUGCCAGCGGAGGAAAAGCUGGUCACAUAUUACUCGUGCAGUUACUGGAAGGGCAAAGUGCCUUGUCAGGGUUGGCUGUACCUCAGCACCAACUUCCUCUGCUUCUAUUCCUACCUGCUGGGAGCUGAGGUGAAACUGAUCAUCUCCUGGGAUGAGAUCUGGAGGCUGGAGAAAACAUCAAAUGUCAUCCUGACAGAGAGCAUCCACGUCGUGGCUCAUGGGGAGGAUCACUAUUUCUCCAUGUUGCUGCACCUUAACGAAACCUUUGUCAUCAUGGAGCAGCUAGCUGACUACUCCAUCAAGCGCCUUUUUGAUAAAGAGGCCUUUGAGAGAGAGAGAGCACUCUCGGACCCCCUGCAAAUUACCAAAAGAGGCCUCGAAGCGCACGCAAAGAGUGAGCAGUUCCGGACAUUUUUCAGGCUUCCCAGAGAAGAAAAUCUGUUAGAAGUGCACGAGAGUUUCCUGUGGGUGCCUUUCAGCCAUUUAAAUACACUUGGCAAGAUCUGUCUGUCUGAGAGCUACUUAUGUUUCGCCAGCCAGGAUGGGAGCCAGUGUCACAUCAUUAUUCCAAUGCGUGAGGUCGUAAGUGUCGAAAAGCCUGAUUCUAGCAGCCGGGCUUUAACGGUGUGUGUGCGCGGGAAAAGGGCGCUGCGUUUCACCGAGGUGCGGGACUACCAGCGUCUGGCGACCACGCUCCGAAGCAGGUGUGGGAUCACUGCCAGCCCUCAGCACUCCGCUUCAGCUGAGAUCAUACAGGGCGAAUGUCAAUCGCUCAUCAACCACUUUGAGGACAACCCAGAGGACGUGACUCUCAUGGUGGGCCAGAAAGACAGCAGCAAGGCAGUGAGCACUGAGGCUCUCAUGACAGUUUUUCACCCUCAGGAUGUUGAAAACCUCGACCCCAAAAUGCUUAAAGAGAAGAUGAAGGAGCAGUCUUGGAACAUCCAUUUUUCGGAAUAUGGACGUGGCACAAGUAUGUUCUUUACCAAAAAGACACGUGACUUGAUCGUCCGUGGUGUCCCAGAGGCCUUGAGAGGAGAGCUGUGGAUGCUUUUUUCAGGAGCUGUAAACGACAUGGCGACCCACCCCGGCUAUUACACAGAGCUGGUGGAACAGUCUCUGGGGACAAGCACGUUAGCGACAGACGAGAUUGAGAGGGACCUUCAUCGUUCUCUACCCGAGCAUCCUGCCUUUCAGAGUGACACUGGAAUAUCCGCUCUUCGCAGAGUCCUCACUGCGUAUGCCUGCAGAAACCCUAAAAUUGGUUACUGCCAGGCCAUGAACAUUCUCACCUCUGUGUUGCUGCUCUACGCCAAAGAGGAGGAGGCCUUCUGGCUUUUAGUGGCCGUUUGUGAAAGGAUGUUGCCAGAUUAUUUCAACAGGCGAAUUAUAGGUGCUUUGGUGGACCAGGCUGUCUUUGAAGAUCUGAUUCGUGAGAACCUCCCCCAGCUGGUAGAGAACAUGACAGACCUGAGUUUCUUCUCAUCUGUAUCCUUGUCCUGGUUUCUGACGCUCUUCAUCAGCGUACUGCCCAUCGAAAGUGCUGUGAACGUGGUGGACUGCUUUUUCUACGACGGCAUCAAAGCAAUCUUGCAGCUCGGCCUGGCCGUGCUCAACUCCAACAUGGAGGCUCUGAUCAGUUGCCACGAUGAUGCAGAGGCUGUCACCAUCCUCAACAAAUUUUUUGACAGCGUGACAAACAAAGACAGCCCGUUACCGCCAACAGUGCAGCAAGCCCCCGUGGGCAACAACGAUAAAUCAUCUCACUUCAACGUGGACAUCAGUGAACUGAUCCGAGAAGCCUACGAGAAAUAUGGCAGCAUUCGCUCAGAGGAAGUGGAGAGUUCACGAAAGAGAAACAGGCUGUUUGUGAUCCAGACACUGGAGGACACAACCAAGCAAAAUGUUAUUCGCGUGGUAUCCCAAGAAGUCAAAUUCUCCCCAGCCCAGCUUGAUGAACUCUACAAUCUGUUCAAAAGGCAGCAUUUUCUCAGCUGCUACUGGACCAUGAAAAGUCCCGCACUGCUCCAUCAUGACCCGAGUCUGGCCUACCUUGAGCAGUACCAGCUGGGCUUUCAACAGUUCGCUGUAAUCUUCCCCCUGCUGGAGCCUUGGACCUUUUGCACCAACAAGAGCAAUCUUUCGCUUUGGGUUUUCCGCCUAAUCGACGAGAACCAGGAUGGCUUAGUCAACUUCAAAGAGUUCUGUUGUGCCCUUGAUACUUUGUACUGCGGGUCCUUCACAAACAAGCUUAAAUUCCUCUUCAAACUGCAUCUGCCGCCAGCCUUCACAGGUAGUCCUUUGCACGCACAAGAACCAAGACUCCCAAACUUUUUUCCAGCGAUUGAAGACUCACCUCACUUGACUAGACUUCCUGAAUUUGCUCUUCCAGAAGAUGGUGUGAUUAAGAAAAGUCCUGAGAGAGGUAGAGGAAAAGUGGAUCUCCAGGCAUACCUGAAACAAUGGCAGAAUGAAAUACUUAGGAAAGAGGAAACCAUCAAGGACCUUCCUAGAAUCAAUCAGGCUCAAUUCAUUCAGUUCUCCAAGACCUUGUAUAACAUCUUUCACGGCGACCCAGAGGAGGAGUCCUUAUACCGCGCUGUGGCCCACGUCACCAGCCUCCUCCUGAGGAUGGAGGAGGUGGGCCGCAGGCUGCAGGAGCCCAAAAGCCUGGCCUCGCCCUCAAAGCCCGCGGGUGACGCUCCUCCAACCGCCGAAAGCUCGGACACCUCCAGCCCCCAGGAGGCGGCUCCCCGGCUCGCAGAGACGGAGUGGUCCUUUUCAUUCGAGCAAGUCCUGGCGUCGCUGCUCAACGAGCCGACAAUAGUUAGCUUCUUUGACAGACAUGUUGACAUUCAAAGUAAAGUGACGCAAGCCCAAGUGGCCCAGCUGAAGCUAACAGGAAAUAACAAGUGAGUGAACGCAUAAUUCAAUCAUUGGAAAAAGUCUCUUUUUUUCUUUUUUUUAAAUUAAUUGCUGACCUUUGAGCAGAAGAUAGCAGUUUAGAGUAGAAUAGGCAGAUGAAGGGAAGGGCAAAAAGGGCUGACAUGCAGAUAAGGAACAUGCACACAGGAAGCACCUUAUCAAUUCUUACAUUCUCGUCCCACUAUUUACUCAUCUGUCAAUCAACAGUAUUCCACUCACUAUGUUGAGUUUUAGCUCCAUGAUGCUGCGCUUCUGUGUUGCACCCAUGCAGCCCCCUACAUUAUUAAAAUGUAUUCUAUAAAACACAUAAAUUACAGUUCGCUGUACAAUAUUCAAAAGCCUGAUGGAUGAGGUUGUCCUUAUACCAGCCGAGGCCACCAUUGUACUGUAAAUGUCAUGUAUACAGUGCGUGGCUGCGUGCUGAUGUGUGUUGUCCGGUGAGCCCGCAUCUUCUAAUUUGUUCAAAUUGUGCAGUAAGUCAGGCUAAGCACUGAGAAUGAUGUUUCUUAAUUUGUAACACCAGCUCACACACAGUAUUGCUAGUACCAGCGCACCUGCACCACCAGUCCAAUGUUGACGUAGAUCAAUAUGUAAUACGGCGACGGAAGGUUUAUAAAGGCCACUGAAGGAUACUUUACUUUAAUCAAAUCUCAGGGUGCAAUUUGCAUAUGUGUAAUUGUUGUUUUAUCCUGAGAAGUGUAGUUUGAGGUAUAUGACUGAGUUGUGUAACGCUCAAUGUGGAGCAUGUGGAGCAGUUCUCACAUUGUCACGCUAUAGCCUUCAGCAACAUGCAAAGGCUGCUUACGCUCACUUUAUUUGCAGCUACUUAUGCUCACUUUAUUUGCAGCUACUUAUUCUACAUUAUGCCUUCUUCUGAAUCUCUUGGAGUCAAAAAGAGACAUUUAACCCUCAGGGGACAAAGCCAGACUUUUUUUGUCCUUUCAGUAAGUUUUUGUUGUAUUUUGGCCACAUUUUUUUCUGUUCAAUUUUAACAUGUCUAUGUCCAGUUCUUUCACAAGUGUACAAUACACUGACAGUUAUUAGACAAUACCCCAAAGCCAAACUGGACAUAUAAGUAGGCGGUUUUCGUGUAAACGUAUGUGAUCGCCUUUUAAAGCCGAUAACAAACACCGAUCCCCUCCGGCUUACAUUGUAUUUAUUUUAAGUUUCCAGGCUGACAAGCGGCUAGCAGCUAAUAAAGUGUCUCCAUACACAAAAAAUAAACUGCAUUUCUUAAUAUCCUAAGUAUCAUUAUCAAGUAUCGUUUAUCCCUGGAGUACCAGCCUAAACAUGUUAAACACCGAAAGCAAUCUAGGAGCAGGCAUGCUAAUAGCUAAGCUAACCACUAAGCUGUUUUUUAAACAACACAAAAAAUACUUAGUACUUUGUAAAGUUUAAGACAGGGGUCCCCAAACUGUUUGACUCAGGGGCUGCAUUGGGUUAAAAAAAUGUGUGUGUGUGUGUAUAUAUAUAUAUAUAUAUAUAUAUUUUUCUCGUGCACUAAUUGACUGAAAGAGAGCGCACUUGCCGCGUGCUCGUCCGACACUGCGGCGCGAGCGUGUUGAUGUCACGUUAUCGAUGGCAAAAGGCAUUUUUAGACAUUUUGAUUUGCCUGAGCAGCUAGGAGACACCAAGAAUAACAAGCGGUUGCAAAUGGAUUAGAAAGGACAGAUUUAAAAAAAAAAAAAAAAAAAUUAUUUAAGCUUGGCACUCAGCAUCAACUGUUCAAAUUAAAUGGUAAUGAUAAAUGGGUUAUACUUGUAUAGCGCUUUUCUACCUUCAAGGUACUCAAAGCGCUUUGACACUAUUUCUACAUUCACCCAUUCACACACUGAUGGCAGGAGCUGCCAUGCAAGGCCCUAACCACGACCCAUCAGGAGCAAGGGUGAAGUGUCUUGCUCAAGGACACAACGGACGUGACGCGGUUGUUAGAAGGUGGGGAUUGAACCAGGAACCCUCAGGUUGCUGGCAUGGCCACUCUCCCAACCUCGCCACGCCAUCCCCAAAAAUUGGGGGUUAAAUCACCAAAAAUGAUUCCCGGGCGCGGCACCGCUGCUGCCCACUGCUCCCCUCAACUCCCAUGGGGUGAACAAGGGGAUGGGUCAAAUGCAGAGGACACAUUUCACCACACCUAGUGUGUGUGUGACAAUCAUUGGUACUUUAACUUAACUUUUCCCGCGGGCUGGAUUUCGGACGCUGGUGGGCCGUAUUGGGCCCGCAGGCCGUAGUUUGGGGACCCCUGGUUUAAGAAGAGUAGCUGGAACCACUUUACAGCAGAAAAUAAGCAGAUAUGAACAAGUAGUUAAGAGUCUAGAGUGAGGAUAAUAUAACAGCUGUUAAUGUGUCAGCAUUGUCACAGUCUGUACACGACACGAAAGAGGUCAGAUUUUUCCAUAAAUUGGUGAUGUCGAUACCAAUGGUAAUAGCAGUAUAGAGUCGAUACUAGAGCGACAAGGGCGAUAUUUUUAUUUUCUCAAAAUAAUUUUUGUCUUUUUUUAAUGUUUACACACUCAGGGAAAAAUUCCCCGAACACAGUUAGUUUUUGCUGUUGUUUAGUUGUUGUGUACUUUUGACUUUGUUUUGAUCAAACAAUGUUGUUUAAUAAAAGAGAAUAAAGAACUACUUUAAAUAUUGUGUUAAUAUUGUUAAACUGUCAAUAGCACUCACUAUGAAUGCAUUGAAAAAAUGUACAGUUAAUACAUGUGAUCGGCAUUGGUAUUGGCUGAUCCUGCUCAAGGGUUAGGGUUAGUAGUAGGGGUUAGUAUCAGAAUUGGCAGCAUAGAACCCUGAUGAGAACACCCCUACAUAUAACCCUAAUAAAAGUAUAAAAAAAAAUAGUUUGGAUACUUUUUUUUAUUUUAUUUUAUUUUUUACUUUUUUUGUUUAAAUCUCUGUAUCAAUUUCUUCUUUAAACAAAACUCAAGAAAUUAACCCUUUGAUUGCCUUGUGAUCAAAUGAUGUCACAGUUGACAAUUAGUAUAUAUUUGCAAAACAUAAGUUCUUAUACUAAGUUAAACCUGUGACACUAUCUAAUGAAAAUUUAAAAAAAUACAUGUUAGAUAUUUUUGUGUAGGACUCAAGUUUAUUGAAAUUUUUGUGCAAAAAAAAAAUCCAAAUCCAAAAUGUUUUUAUGCCCUUUUUUGUACCGUUUGCCUUUGAAUAUAAUUACAUUUGAAUGUCCCCAGAGGGUUAAAAGCUUUAUUAAUUUUGUGUUGGAAAAUACUGUUCUCAAAGCUUCAUAUAUAUAUUUUGUAAUUUUUCAUAGCAUAGAGUAUUUAUAGUCAGUGCUGCAAUUGCGAGUGAUACAAACCAGCAUCAUCCAUUAAAAUGAAUGAUUCAUAUUUGUAAAUGUUUACAUGUAUAAUGUAAAAAACAUGGCGGUACUUCAGUUUUCAUUUGUAAUCUGUUCCAGACAUUCCACAAUAAAACAUUUUAUAUUGAACAAUUAUAGUUUUACAUGCAGAAAGCAAUGCAAAAAUGACAAACAAAUAUUUGACAUUACUUUUAACUUAAUUAAAGACUAUUGUUAUCAAAGUGCUCUCACUUUCAACUUUAUUUGGCCCCAUGGUGGCCUAUUUGGUUGUAUUAAAAGAAAGAACAGAGGGAUUAAGUCGUGUUUGGGCACUUGAUUCUGUGGAAUGAUACUUGACGAGAUUAUUACCUGAAUAUUCAUUUGUACGAUAACCGAGACGGUAUACAAAAUACGUGGCUAUAUUUUAGCAAAAUCUUUAGUCAAAAAGAAUCGUAUGAAAACUGAGGUACUGUUGUAAAAGAACAUCACAUAAAGCCAUAGAACCCAGGCCUCUAUAUUAAAAAAAAAAUGUAGCUGUUUUUUCAUUAUUCCAGUAUGAUUGCUUCUCUGAUGCAUUUAAAUAGAAGACUAUACAGAACAUAUAUUGACUAUAUUGCACAGAUAUACAUCACAGUAAAUGUGUUUCAAAAUGACUAUUGUGUAUAUAUGUAUGCUGUAUCUACAUUGUUAAUUGUCCAUGAUAAUAAUGAUUUAUUGUUUUUUGCAAAUGUACUUCAUCUUCAAAUCAAAACCAACAAUUUCAAAGUAAGGCUGCCACGUGAGGACUUGACAUUUUCCAUUCAGCUAAUUGCCAUCUCGCACAUUUCACAAAAACCUUUUUAGUUUGUUUGACUUCAGAGAAAUCAGUUUAUUCAAUCGGGCUUUGAUUCCUACAAAAUUGCACUUCACAUGACUGUUUUUGUGGUUUUUUGGGUAAAAAAGAUGACUCUACUUAAGUGCAAUGAUGAAAGUGUUGAUCUUUCUUAAUGGGGUAACGUUUUUAUGUAUGAAAUUAUCAGCUUCAUGUGUGACUUGCUGAUACUUCUGUUGCUUGAUGAUGGUUUUUUUUUCCAUUGUUGUUCAAAGUACAUCAGAAUAAAGAAUUGCCAUUCUUAAAUUA
Nerophis lumbriciformis (worm pipefish) is the source of this 7904-nucleotide messenger RNA. It is a transcript of the gene tbc1d8b, whose product is annotated as TBC1 domain family member 8B. Lineage: Eukaryota; Metazoa; Chordata; Actinopteri; Syngnathiformes; Syngnathidae. Gene Ontology annotation, molecular function: calcium ion binding. The record is from RefSeq and is a predicted model, not a curated record.